Molecule: messenger RNA, 2348 nt
Organism: Daldinia caldariorum
Lineage: Eukaryota; Fungi; Ascomycota; Sordariomycetes; Xylariales; Hypoxylaceae
Product: aminopeptidase I zinc metalloprotease-domain-containing protein
Exons: 3
Coding region: 458-2167 (569 amino acids)
Biological process (GO): proteolysis
Cellular component (GO): fungal-type vacuole
Molecular function (GO): zinc ion binding; metalloaminopeptidase activity
Source: RefSeq, a predicted model, not a curated record
GUUCAUACUAUGUACUCAAAUGAGAGAGUCUCGUGCAAGUCUGUGGUUGUAUACCUGGAACUUGUUCUACCUACUGAAUUAGGUACCUAGGUACCCCUUUGGAUGAUGUUCUUCCCGUAUUGUUAAAGUCCGAGUGGGGCCUAAUGCACGUUAAGGUUACGCUAAGAAGUACUGUAUUGUACCUAACGUAAUGGGGUCCGGGGAGAAUGCUUAGUCGUAAUCUCUUAGCGGCGGCGAAGUCGGUUGCCCAGUAGUUGCCAUCUUCGGUCUUGUCAACUUCACCGUUCCAACCUCCUGUCUCUCAAUCAUUUCAAGGCUGACUUACCGCUCUUUUCUCCUGGAUAAACAUCUUAAGUGAAAAAAAUCAUUCUUCUUCUUCUUCUCCUUCUUCUUUUCCUUCAUCUCUCUCACUUACGCGACUACGAGCUCGAACUCAUCUCAAAAUCCACAAGUAACCAUGACGCGACACACAACCGACUUCCUGUGCCAGCGCACAUCCAACCUCUCUCUUCGGGGCGAAGCUGCAACAAAUACUUUGAGCACGUCUCGGUUCUCGAGCUUCGCUAACCCUUCCGAAUUCGAAAAUGAGUCUACUAUAUCUGAUGCUGUGAAAGCAUUCGUCGUCGGCGACUUAGCUCGCCGUGGAUCCGUCACCCUUUGCGAUUCUUGCCUACGAAACAUACCCAAAGAAAAGCGAGCCGGCACCAAUAUCAUAGUUGAGAGCGAUGCACAGAAGUGUUCUGCGUGUAAUAUCCUGGCAUCUAAACCUGAGGCUUUUACCGAGCCAUUCUGCAAGUUUCUUCGGGAGAAUCCUACAGUAUUUCAUUCUGUUGGCUAUUUCAAGGACAAGUUGAACGCUCUUGGCUAUAAGGAGCUUCCUGCGCGGGACGAUUGGUCUGGAAAGCUUAAAGCUGGUGGCAAGUAUUUCGUAACUCGAAAUGGCUCGUCCAUUAUUGGAUUCACGGUUGGAAAAGCAUAUAAACCCGGCAAUGGUGUAGCUAUGAUCGCAGGUCAUAUCGACGCUAUAACCGCGAAACUAAAGCCUGUCAGCAACAAGCCGACCAAGGCUGGAUAUGUUCAACUGGGCGUCGCUCCCUACGCUGGGGGUCUGAAUGAAACUUGGUGGGAUCGAGAUCUUAGCAUCGGAGGUCGAGUUAUCGUGCGGGAUGAGUCUGGCAAGACCUCGAGCCGACUCGUACAACUCGAUUGGCCUAUUGCUCGCAUACCAACACUUGCUCCCCAUUUUGGUGUGGGCAUGCUAGGCCAACAAAACAAGGAGACAGAAGCAGUUCCCAUUAUUGGACUUGACAAUUCUGAUAUCUCAUCCUCGAAUGCUAAACCAGUUGAGCCUUUAGGUCCUGCCGGAUCUUUUGUUGCUACCCAGCCACCAAGGCUUGUUCAGUUAAUUUCGCAACAGUUAGGCAUUAAAGACCAUUCACAAAUUGUGAAUUGGGAAUUAGAGCUCUUCGAUCUCCAGCCCGCGACCGUGGGCGGAUUAGAUAAGGAGUUCAUCUUUGCUGGUCGGAUUGAUGACAAGUUAUGCUCCUGGGCAGCAUUCCAAGCUCUCUUGGCUUCGGAGGCGAACGAUGACGACGGUGUUAUAAAGCUGGUUGCGCUCUUUGAUGACGAGGAGAUUGGUUCUCUCUUACGCCAGGGCGCAAGGGGCAAUUUCCUCCCGUCUGUAAUUGAGAGGGCCGUCGAGUCGCUAUGCGGAGAGGACAAGGCUUUUGGACCUGGCGUUAUAGGCCGGACCUAUGCGCAGUCAUUUCUCGUGUCUGCCGAUGUCAGUCAUGCCGUAAACCCCAAUUUCCUAUCCCGCUACUUAGAUGGACAUGCGCCUCGCCUCAACGUUGGAAUUACCAUUGCUGCGGACAGCAAUGGCCACAUGACUACGGAUUCGGUAUCGACUGCCAUUCUUACCAGAGUGGCUGAAUUGAGCGACUGCACGCCGCAAGUUUUCCAGAUCCGAAAUGACUCCCGAAGCGGUGGCACAGUUGGACCUAUGUUGAGUAGUGCGAUGGGCGUCAAGGCCGCAGAUGCUGGAAUGGCGCAGCUUAGCAUGCAUUCUAUCCGUGCUACAUGCGGUUCUUUAGACCCUGGUUUGGGCGUCAAAUUCUUCAAGGGAUUCCUCGACAAGUGGGAGAAGGUCGAUGCCGAAUGGCAGUGAAGUAACGGUUUCUACAAUGAUUAUCCGUUCAGUUUGAAAUACCUCAUUGCUUACUAUGUAGAUUCUGGAAGAAAUGAGGCCUAGAAAUUUAGGCGCUGUGGUUUUUGCCUAGCUAGCGCCUGGGACGCAGGGGAAUUUGUACUAUAGUAUGUACUAUGUAGCCUGCGGGAACCCAGGAAUG